Fusarium keratoplasticum is the source of this 1461-nucleotide messenger RNA. RefSeq lists its product as uncharacterized. The record is from RefSeq and is a predicted model, not a curated record. Gene Ontology annotation, cellular component: membrane. The transcript is spliced from 4 exons. NCBI's taxonomy places the organism in Eukaryota, Fungi, Ascomycota, Sordariomycetes, Hypocreales, Nectriaceae. The coding region runs from base 1 to 1461 and encodes 486 amino acids. Gene Ontology annotation, molecular function: transmembrane transporter activity. Gene Ontology annotation, biological process: transmembrane transport.
AUGGCUGGCCCCGCAAGGAGAAAGUGGUACCACAUUCAGUGGUAUUCUGAUACUGAUACCAAGGAGGAACGCAAGUUUAUUAUCAAGCUUGAUACACUUAUUGUUCCUUAUGCAGUGCUUGCAUACUGGGUCAAGUACAUUGACCAGUCGAACCUGAACAAUGCCUAUGUGGCUGGUCUCAAGGAGGACCUUGGGUUCAAGGGCAAUGAACUCGUUCAGCUCCAGACCUUUUACAUCAUCGGUGCCGUCGUCGGCCAGAUUCCCUUCUUCUUCCUUCUGACCUACAUCCCGAUCCACUGGCUUCUUCCCUUUUUGGAUGUUGCCUGGGGUAUCUUUACUCUUUUGCAAUAUCGGGUGACAAGCUUUGCUGAACUGGCUGCCUAUCGCUUCUUGGUUGGUUGGUUCGAGGCUGCGUUUUUCCCGGUGAUGCACUAUCUUUUUGGAUCCUGGUAUCGUGGAGAUGAAAUCGGUCGGAGAGGUGGCAUCUUCUAUGUUGGUCUUUCCCUCGGCACCCUAACCGCUGGUCUCAUCCAAGCCGGCGCCUCUUCCCGUCUCGAUGGUGUAAGAGGCCUUGAAGGAUGGCGAUGGAUGUACAUCAUUUGUGCCGUAAUCACCAUCCCCAUCGGUAUCUUGGGUUUUUUCGUCCUUCCGGGCACACCUGAUCAACCCAACCGCCGUGUCCUCACGCAACACGACAUCGACAUCGGAGAGCAGAGGCUCAAGCGUGCAGGACACCAAUCUCACGGGAAGAUGAAGUGGAGAGACUUGAAGAAAAUCAUUCUCAGACCUCAAUUUUGGGGCAUCAUCCUUGUGGACGUGUUGUUCUGGAACGCCGGUAUUCACGCCAGCUCUGGUUCAUUUUUGCUCUGGAUCAAGAGCUUGAACCGGUUUUCUCCUGCCCGAGUCAACGAGUUGGGAACUAUUGCCCCUGCCCUCGGCAUCUUUUACACACUUUUUGUGUGUUUCGCGUCAGACCUGGUACUUGGUCCGGCUUGGGCUAUUACCAUGGCUCACACGUGGAACAUCAUCGGCUUGAUCAUCCUCGUUAUAUGGAGAGUACCAGAGGCAGCUCUUUGGUUCGCCUUUUCUACGAUCUAUUCAGCAUACUCCAUGUCCAGUGUAUUUCACGGCUGGGUCAACACUCAACUACGUGCGUCACCCGCGGAACGGUCAUUCACGUUGGUCUUGAUCAACGCCAUAUCCCAGUCUUCCACGGCUUGGACCCCUCUACUCGUCUUCAAGACCGUUGAGGCUCCUCGUUUCCCCAAGGGCUUCGCCUUUUGCUUGGGUUGUGCAAUUGGAUUGCUCAUUUCCACUCACGCACUUCACCUAUACUUGAAGAAUAGAGAUCCUCAGGCGGAGCAGCCUGCUGCACUUCAGUCGGAAGAGAAUGGCACAUUCCCUGUCGACUCUAAGGAGGCGCCUGUGAGCCAGACGAGAAAAGGCGAGACAAGCGAGUGA